GAUUGGCAAACAGGGAAAGAAUGAACUGAAAAAAGCGUGCACAUGAGAAGAAAAGAAGCGACGUAACGAUCCACAAAAAAGGACGGUCAACUUAUUUCUCAUCGGAAAGCAACAACAAUGAAGCUGAUGUCACCGAAAAAUUCAAAAUAAACAAAAGAAAGUGGACACGCCGAAACAGUAUGAAAAAUCAUGUCCAUACGAGUGAAUUUUUAAACAAAACGAUACCAAAGAAAUAAUAUCACCAUAAGUGCGAAAAGUCAGUGUUAAUAAGUCAAUGAAAAGAUUUUAGGUGUACAGAAAUUCGAGAACUAAAAAACUAAUAUGUAGAGUGUCGCAAGUGUUUAAAUGACUCUGAAAAUGUAGCAAACCACCGCCUUCCGGAAAGAUAGUGGCUGCUACUAUUGAGCAGUGUUAUGAUAAGUAAAUUGGCAAUAUGGACUUUCCCGCCGCGAGUGGCAAUGACACACAGGUACUCUGCGAGCUCCAGCAUCGGGACUACAUUGUUCCUGAAAAUGAAGUCUGGUGCAGUUGGGCAUGGGAUUCAAUACUUUGUUGGCCUCCGACAAGAGCAUCAACGGUGACCAAACUAAGAUGUCCUUUAGCAAAUGGAAUCGACACAAGAAAGUUCGUGGAAAAGCGUUGUGGCGACGACGGCCGGUGGGAAGGACGCGAUGGCACUACAGGCGAUCGAGAUUCACCAAGCGGAUGGACCAAUUAUACACCCUGCUUUACCCCGGAAAUGUUGCUGCUCAUUAGGAAGCUCUACACUGGUAGUGAGGAUCUCGCCAAGGUCAAACUGGACAUCGCAGCAAAAACGAGACACUUGGAGUUUGUUGGGCUGAGCAUAUCUUUAACGGCACUACUCCUCUCUUUAUCGAUUUUUUGUCGAUUUAGGUCUCUACGAAAUACGAGAACACGAAUCCAUAAAAACCUCUUCGUCGCCAUGGUGAUUCAAGUCGUUAUAAGAUUGACGCUAUACAUAGAUCAGGCAGUUUUUAAAUCGAAGGUGCCGGGAGUUCAGCGAGGCAUUCAGAACACCCCAGUCUUAUGCGAAGCCAGCUACGUACUUCUCGAAUACGCAAGAACGGCAAUGUUCAUGUGGAUGUUCAUUGAGGGCCUCUAUCUGCACAAUUUGGUAACAGGUGAGAGACUGGUGACGCAGAUGCACGAAACCACGCACUACAAAAUGUAUCGUAUAGUUGGCUGGGGUUACCCUAUGAUCAUGACCAUGACUUGGGCAAUCGUCACUGCGCUCAACUAUCAUCCGUCGAAAUGCUGGUGGGGCUACAACUUGUCCUUAUACUUCUGGAUCUUGGAAGGACCGCGAAUGGGAGUGAUAUUGUUCAACUUCUUGUUCCUUCUUAACAUAAUACGAGUACUAGUGGUGAAGCUUCGGCAAACCCGCACCAGUGAAAUACAACAAGUGCGACUAACUCAUGGAAAUUCAAAAAGUUUAACACAGCUGUUUAUUUACGUAUGGAAAGCCGUGAGAGCGGCAUUGGUGUUGCUGCCAUUACUUGGAAUCACCAAUCUCGUAUCAAUGACCGAGGCACCAUUGGAGAAAAGCGUGUGGGAGUUCGCCAUGUGGUCUUACUGCACGCACUUUCUGACCUCCUUCCAAGGAUUAUUCAUCGCAACCCUUUACUGCUUCCUCAACGGCGAGGUGAAGCUAGCUUUAGACAAAACCAUUUCUGUGUACAUGUCCGUGCGAGGCACUGACGUGACGAGACGCCAAUCGAUGAUCAGUGGCUGCCAAACUCAAAGGAUGGCAUCAGUAAUAGAGGUAGAGGAAACGGAGGUAAGGCCAGGUGCUGGCUGGAUUAGAUUAUGUUGUCGAGGUGGAAACAUACCUCCUCCAGAUCGACCAGCUGAAACAAGCCUAUGACCAUGGUGGCGUUGGCGCCUGAAGAAUGACGCCAAACUAGGUUCGGCUGGCUGAGUCAAAUUCUCUCUCUGUGCCUCUGGAGGUCGUCAUCGUUGUCGUCGUCAGGGCUUAAGGGUAGGACAGUAGGUUGUACAAGAAGAGCAAAUAAACGAAAGAGGAUGCUGCUUGUGAGACAAUGGACGAUCAAGAGAAAAAAAGAUAUCACAUCACAAUAUACUUUUAAACAGCCGACUGAUUGCAACGCAAUCAAGCGAUAGUUAGGCAACCAGAAAAAAGCUUCAGUUAUAACUAUUAUAUAUAGCUAAGUGUUUAUCUCAAUUUGACGAAGACGAAUGUCGGCAAUUGACUGCUAUAAAUUUUUUUUCGUUUCUUUUAUUCUUAAUCGUUCAUCGUGGGGAUGAUAUGCUACUCUCUGAGAAUUGGAGGCUGACGUUUCAUGGAAUUAUUCUUUAAUAACUUCAUCGAGAUAAUUGCAUCGAUUGAACUGUGAUCAAAUUUAAAUUGUUGUAUGUAUUUGUUUAUUCACAGCUUUUCCGAAUGAUUGUCAAGAUUAAAGUACACGAAUCAAACAUUUCUUCUAGUCAGCUCGUGCAUUUUUUCGCUCAUAACACAACCAUAUGCCUCAAUCUAUACUUCAUUAUUCAAUAUGUAAAUAUGAAUAUGUAAUUUAAUCCUUACAUGCCAAAGAAACGUUUUACACGAGUGCAAUUAUAUUCAGAAUCAAUCGAUAUAGGCCUAAGCAAAUAUAAUGUGAAUACACGAUUCUUUUUGAAAUUUUCAUGUUUUCAAGAUCUGCCGAUUUUAGUUAUUGAAUAUAUAAGUUUUAAAUGUAGAACACACAAUGACGAGAAUGUAUAAUGUUGAAGAGAACACAAUUUGCUACAUUUUUCCUCAAAGUUUUCUAUAAAAAAAUAGUAAUAGUGCGCAACUUACGAGACCUACAAAAAAUAAUUAAAGAAACUAUGAUGGUAUAAACCAAUGUCAUAUAAUCAAAAUACAACUCCAAAGUUAUCUGACAGUUAUUAUUUAAUAUAUCAUUUAACAGAUGGUGCUUCCGAAGGGGAAAUAUGUUUUAGAAAACUGAUUCAGAAAUUUUUAAUUACUCACUAUUAUUCCGUCUCAAACGUUCCAUACUUAAAAAGUUACUGUAAUUCCAAUUAUUUUUCUUUAUUAUUUUAUUAUCUUUUCUCCUUCGUAAGCAAUCGUUAUAUUAUCUGAAAAUUUACAUAUAAUUUAAAAUUUUUUAAACUGGUACUUAAUUGAAUAUUUAAUUAUAAUAAUUAUUAUUUUUAUCUUUUGAUAAAGUUGGUAAUUUCUCUUUUAAGAACAUAUCGUGGAUAUGGUAUAAUAACUAUCAAUUAUAUACAAAUAUCAUAUGUAAUUUUUAAAACUGUAUAAACUGUUUCAGAUUUGAUAUUUUUGAAAAAAAAGGCUUGUAUAUAAGUAAUGGAAUAAUUAUUUUUCUAUAUAAUAACUACGCUUUAAAAAAAUAGUAAGAAUUAUUAUAGUAAAUACGAUUAGGUAGAACAAGUUGGGUUUUGUUUUUAGAAGAAAUUCAUAAUAUUCUAACUUAAUUUUCACUAAUAGCUUGACAGUUGAUAUUUUUACAGAACAUCAAAUUUUAGCUGAAAGUAUUUGUUUUAUAGUACUCGUGUAAAGAGUUUCUUUCAUAAUGAUCUUCGUCUAUCGUGAAAUAUUAAAUUCUUAAUAAAAAAGACUAUAUCAUACUGUUGAACAAAAUUUAAUAAUACAAGUUGAUAAUUCAAAGUUGAUGAAGUUAUAGUUUAUAAAAGAAAAACAAAAAAAUAAUUUUAAAGCAUCGUGCAAUUUAAUGUAUUUUAAUUAAAGCCAUUUAAAAGAUUUCAAUUACCACGUCAACUCAAGUAGACAUUAAUAUUUUUCCACUGCGCUGACUAAAUCUUAUGAAUUACUGUAAUGAUUUUUAUUCAUGGUAUUAACGUCAAUGUUAUAUGAAAAUUGUAAGAGAGAAAAAAUAUGUUCUUUGUUAAAUGUUAUACAAGAUAUAUCUAAAAUUUUAAUAAUG
Molecule: messenger RNA, 3929 nt
Organism: Phymastichus coffea
Lineage: Eukaryota; Metazoa; Arthropoda; Insecta; Hymenoptera; Eulophidae
Gene: Pdfr
Product: PDF receptor-like
Exons: 15
Coding region: 434-1885 (483 amino acids)
Biological process (GO): adenylate cyclase-modulating G protein-coupled receptor signaling pathway; cell surface receptor signaling pathway
Cellular component (GO): plasma membrane
Molecular function (GO): G protein-coupled peptide receptor activity
Source: RefSeq, a predicted model, not a curated record